Messenger RNA from Actinia tenebrosa (Australian red waratah sea anemone), 612 nucleotides. RefSeq lists its product as uncharacterized. NCBI's taxonomy places the organism in Eukaryota, Metazoa, Cnidaria, Anthozoa, Actiniaria, Actiniidae. The record is from RefSeq and is a predicted model, not a curated record.
AUGGAUUGGGCAAUGAAAUGGCUCCCUCGAAAGUACCGUAAAACCCAGAACGAGUGGUUUGGGAAAAAGGGAAUUAAAUGUAAUGAAUUGCGUUGCUAUCAUAAUGCUGCCUUAAUCACAUGUAUUCAUACCAUUGCUAAGAAACAAGGGCUGAUUCUGAAGAACUACAGUUUCAGUGAGGCAAAUAGUGGUAAAGACGUCUGCGACAGAAAUAUUGCACCACUUAAGSCACAUAUUAACAGAUAUUUGAAUGAAGGUCAUGAUAUCACUUCUGCUGAACAUCUGAAAGAAGCUAUUGAUUCCUAUGGAGGGUUGAAAGGAUGCCAAGCUGCUAUAAUUGAGCUAGAUACAAAGAUACAAAGUGCCACGAAACCUUUUAAAUUAAAAGGCAUUAGCAAGCUUAAACAAUUCGAAUAUAACAUUGAUGGAGAAAUGACGGUAUGGCAGGCGUGGAAUAUCGGAAAGGGUAUGAAAAUAUCGAAGACUGGCCGUCCUCAAGGUGAGACGGGCGUAAUCGUAACGCGGCCAUUUCUUGAACCAAAAGUGACGUCUGGCAUUUUAAAGAAAACUAUAGUGGAACCUUCUUCAUGUCCAGCUCAUGAUUUUUGCUAG